Aspergillus chevalieri is the source of this 198-nucleotide messenger RNA. RefSeq lists its product as uncharacterized. Lineage: Eukaryota; Fungi; Ascomycota; Eurotiomycetes; Eurotiales; Aspergillaceae. The record is from RefSeq and is a predicted model, not a curated record. The transcript has a single exon. The coding region runs from base 1 to 198 and encodes 65 amino acids.
AUGGAAAAUGACAUGAACACCAAAUUUCCAACAUCCAGAGCGCGCGCGCAGUCAAUCGUACCCGACCCAGCAGAUCUGUCCAGAGAAAUCUUCUGUGAACCGUUCAAGCGGCGCCAAGAUCUUAUCGCGCAGUUGGGCGUGGCUCUAAAAACAGAGGAUAUCUCGGUGCCCCUUAUGGACUUCUCUCCAUAUCUGUGA